CUGUCCUGCGGGCCUCGCUCCUCCCAGCGCCGCCACCAGCCCGCCCGGGACGGCCAGGCGGUGGGGUCCGAGAUGCUGAAGCCGGCGCCAGCGCUCCCCCGCGGGGGCUUCUCCUUUGAGAACUGCCAGAGAAACGCAGCCUUGGAACUCGCUUGCCCCGGGCUCCGGGCCCCUCGAGCUCGCAAGACCGGAACGACCAUCGCCGGCCUCGUGUUCCAAGACGGUGUCAUCCUGGGCGCGGACACUCGGGCCACCAACGACUCUGUCGUGGCGGACAAGAACUGCGAGAAGAUCCACUACAUCGCCCCCAAAAUCUACUGCUGCGGGGCGGGGGUGGCCGCGGACGCCGAGAUGGUCACGCGGAUGGCGUCGUCCAACAUGGAGCUGCACGCGCUGUCCACCGGCCGCGAGCCCCGCGUGGCCACGGUCACCCGAACUCUACGCCAGAACCUCUUUCGGUACCAAGGCCACGUGGGGGCGUCGCUAGUCGUGGGCGGCGUGGACGUGAAAGGGCCGCAGAUCUACGGCGUGCACCCCCACGGCUCCUACAGCCGCCUGCCCUUCACGGCCCUGGGCUCGGGCCAGGACGCCGCCCUGGCGGUGCUGGAGGACCGCUUCCAGCCCAACAUGACCCUGGAAGCCGCGCAGGAGCUGCUGGUGGAAGCCAUCACUGCAGGGAUCCUGAGUGACCUGGGCUCCGGGGGCAGCGUGGACGCGUGUGUGAUCACCGCGACCGGCGCCAAGAUGCUGCGAACACUGAGCUCGCCCACGAAGCCCAUAGAAAGGUCCAGCCAGUACCACUUUGCCCCUGGGACCACACCUGUCCUGUCCCAGACGGUGACACCACUGCCCCUGGAGCUGGUGGAAGAAACCGUGCAGGCCAUGGAGGUGGAGUGAAGGAGGCUGCGAUUUUAGAAUUUGGAACAAGGGAAAUAAACCUAGAAAAUACAGACACCAAAACAGACGGCUGUAUUAU
Molecule: messenger RNA, 976 nt
Organism: Talpa occidentalis (Iberian mole)
Lineage: Eukaryota; Metazoa; Chordata; Mammalia; Eulipotyphla; Talpidae
Gene: PSMB10
Product: proteasome 20S subunit beta 10
Exons: 8
Coding region: 73-897 (274 amino acids)
Cellular component (GO): proteasome core complex
Molecular function (GO): threonine-type endopeptidase activity
Source: RefSeq, a predicted model, not a curated record